Oryzias melastigma (Indian medaka) is the source of this 464-nucleotide messenger RNA. RefSeq names its product cytochrome c oxidase subunit 6C-1. The coding region runs from base 117 to 347 and encodes 76 amino acids. The record is from RefSeq and is a predicted model, not a curated record. NCBI's taxonomy places the organism in Eukaryota, Metazoa, Chordata, Actinopteri, Beloniformes, Adrianichthyidae. Gene Ontology annotation, biological process: mitochondrial electron transport, cytochrome c to oxygen. The transcript has 4 exons.
CUUCGCGUUUUUCCACAGCUGGUCAGUUAAUUGUGUCCCUCCGCGGAGCCUGUAGAAACCCUUGCCAAAGUGUUAGCGGCGUUUGUGAAGGUCGUCAUUUGCAACUGUGAUCCAUCAUGUCUCUGGCUAAGCCAAUGAUGAGAGGCCUGCUGGCGAAGCGGCUCCGGUUUCACCUGCCGAUUGCAUUCGGUUUGUCUUUUGUUGCUGCGAUAGCAUUCAAGUACAUGGUGACAGAACCCCGGAAACAGGCCUACGCCGACUUCUACAAGCAGUACGACAGUGUCAAAGAGUUCAACGCCAUGCGUGAAGCCGGCAUCUUCCAGAGUGUUCGGCCCUCCGGAGAGUGAAUGAUGACCUUCAUUCCUGGUCUGAAGAUGGUUUCCUUUCACCUUGUUUGAUGUGUCAGAUAUGAACAUCAUUAUGCUGUUUGUCCUGCUAAAUAAAAUAAACAAGAAAUAGAGAUC